This is a messenger RNA of Ostrinia nubilalis (European corn borer), 3245 nucleotides long. RefSeq names its product zinc finger protein 260-like. Gene Ontology annotation, biological process: regulation of transcription by RNA polymerase II. The record is from RefSeq and is a predicted model, not a curated record. Gene Ontology annotation, molecular function: DNA-binding transcription factor activity, RNA polymerase II-specific; RNA polymerase II transcription regulatory region sequence-specific DNA binding; zinc ion binding. Bases 48 to 2084 code for a protein of 678 amino acids. Gene Ontology annotation, cellular component: nucleus. The transcript is spliced from 5 exons. Lineage: Eukaryota; Metazoa; Arthropoda; Insecta; Lepidoptera; Crambidae.
UAAAAUGUCGCGUAAUUUUUUGUUGUUGUUGAUUGAGUUGUAAAAUUAUGUGCAUGGUAUUAAUUAAUUUGUGUGUUUCGUCGUAUUUUGUGACUCUAUUACAGUUUAUAAUAAAGAAAAAUGUUUGCCGUUCCAAAUUUUCAGAAUAUGGACAAUUGUUGCCGAACUUGUUUGAAUUCUUCAUCAAACAUGUGGACCGGCAUGACGCUCUCCCAAAAAAGCUAUGUAGCACCUGCUACGACUGCUUGAUCAAGUUCUACGACUUUCGGAAGCAGGCCAAAAAAAUUGACAAAGAUCUUCAACUCCACAUUCAAGAUGCCUCCAAAUUGCCAGAAGAAUUCAUGACAAUAGAAAUCAAACCUGAAACUGAUGACGAUUCCAGAAACGACUUUGACCACGAUUAUAAUGUGUCAACCGAUCCAAAAAAAGAAUUCCCAUUUAUAUCCCCAGAGGAUGGUUCUAUCAAAUUCCCAUACAACAAAUCUUAUUAUUCACCAUCUCAACAACGUGAUGACGUCAGAUAUUGUUGUGAAUUCUGCAAAAAAACAUUCCGACAACUAGAUAAAUACCGCCUGCAUCUAAAUAAACACAAAUCGAAAACAUAUGUUUGUAAUUUAUGCCUAAAGACCUUUUCACACAAGUACAAAUAUUACAAACACUUAAACGAUACACAUAAGCCUAAACCAAUAAAAACGUUUUUAGAAAUAGACCAAAAUGAUGAAAACCAAAGAGUUGAUUGUGAUACUGUUGCUGAAAGUAUUAAAGCUGUAAAUUCCUUGACUCGUCACCCACUGGGUCAAUCAGAAAACGACAGUACGGCGUCUGGCAGAGUGCUAUCUUGUUCUCACUGUUCUCAAGUCUUUAACAGAGUCAGCGACCUUGUAAGGCAUGAGUCGGUCAAACAUUUCAACCAAAAUGAGCUAGAGAAGGCUGAGAUAUUUUCACAGAUCGACCAAUCAGAUGAAAACAAAAACUUUGAAUGUGAUAUUUGCCUUGCAAAAUUCAAAUCUGUGAACUCACUCUCAGCUCACAAACGGGUGCACAUUGAUAAAAGUAGGAUCUUGUCCUGUUCAUCAUGUGGGAAAGUUUUCAAGAAAACAAACCAUUUGAAACGUCAUGAGAUGACUCAUGCGAAUCGUCCUUUCAAAUGUAACAUGUGUCCAAAAUCUUUCCUUUCUGAAUCUAUAUUGAAGGAACAUUUGAAUGUGCACUGUAAUUUGAAACCAUACAAUUGCUCUUUAUGCCUGAAGUCGUUCGCCUUCAUAUCGACUCUGAAGAAGCACUUGAAGACUCAUACAAGAGAAAGGGGGUACAUGUGUGCGAUGUGUGGAAAGACAUUCGAUUCCAGCUCAAACCUAAAUCAACAUAUGAAGAGACAUAUUGGAUUGAAGUUGUUCUCUUGCAGUUUAUGCCCACAAACGUUUGUGAGCAAAGGUGAACUGAAGUCCCACAAUAUCACUCACACUGGCGAGCGCCCGUAUUCCUGCGACCAGUGCGGCGCGACCUUUGCCAAGCGCAACUCGCUCAGCAAGCAUAUGCUGGUCCACCUGGGCAUCAGACCUCACCGGUGUGAAACCUGCUCCAUGAGAUUCUCAAGCAAAGACCACUUGAAGCGUCAUAUCCGCAUCCACACUGGUGAGAAGCCGUACCGUUGCGAUAUGUGUGACCGCGCCUUUACGCAGAGCAACGACUUGGUCAAACAUCGCCGGGCCCAUUUGGGUGACAAACUUUACAGGUGCAGCGAAUGCUCAGAAAGCUUUCGCUUGAAGACUGAACUUCGUCAACACAUAUCGGAACACUUCAUAUCGUCAAGGCUUCAAGCUCUGACCGUGAACAAAAUUCCCACACCCACAGAAAACAUAGAGAACGGAGAGCAAACGAACAACAAUGAUGUGCAGAUAGAAGACAGAGAAGCUAUGGAGAAUGUAAGCAAUGCCAUGGAGAAUGUAGGCAAUGCCGUGGAGAAUGUAAGCAAUGCCAUGGAUAAUGUAAGCAAUGCCGUGGAGAAUCCGAACAAUGUCGUGAAUAUGAUGGAAGAUGUCCAAAAUCCGAAUAUUCCCAACAAUGGAAGCAUUGAACAGUAAGUGUGAUAUUGAUACGUUACAAUAUUGGAAAUUGCACACUAUACUCGGCGCAGACUCGUGGCAGACGGUGUAAUAAAGACAGCGCAUAAGACGUUUUCUCUCGCACUUACACUGGUUAUGGGUGACGUCUCAGAGGUAGAUUUAUGAGCGCAGUUUGUAUACAGGGUGUUAGGUAAAUGGGUAUAUGAGCCGACACUAGCACAUGUUAACAUGGGCAUAUAAAUGGUAUGGUGAAGUCAGAAAAUUGAUAUCUUCAUUUUAAUUAUUUUAAUUUUCAUACAAAUCGGAAUUUAUAAAAUUUAUUUUGUAUGAAAAUUAAAAAAAUUAAAAUCAUGAUAUCAAAUUUCUGACUUCACCAUACCAUUUAUAUGCCCAUGUUAACAUAGGCUAGUGUCGGCUCAUAUACCCAUUUACCUAACACCCUGUAUAAAUUAAUAAAAUAUUUGCGUGUGCGCACCUCUGUUUCAAUGAUUUAUGGUCCCGGCUGCCACGAGUGCGUCAAGUAUAGCGGUUUGUCCGGCGAUUUCUUGGCGAGGCGAUGCAACGCUCAUGCGCUCAUAAUUGAAUUCAAUAAAACUAUUUUAACGAUUUCGAUGCGACAUUAUUAUUAUUAUUACUAUGAUAUCGCACGGUUUAACAAUCUCUCGAAUUCUGCUGCAAGAUAUUUCGUAUUUAUAAUCGUUGCAAAAUCGCGGUCUCUUGUCUCGCCGAAAAAUCGUCCGACAAUCGCUAGAGUAAAAAAGUCUUUAAAGCAACUGGCAGCCAAGGUGACUGCAGCGAAAUAUUUUAUGAAGUUUCCAAAAUAUCGUCACCGUCGUGGCAGAAUUAAACAACUGACAAAACCAAAGUUGCGAGAUAUUCACGUUUUUGUAUUUUUUUUCGUUAAAAAUGGCGAUAACUUUUAAGGGUAAAAAUAUUUUAUUGUCGGUCUUUUGAUAUUUUAUACAGCAAAUUUACCUUUAUUAAUUCAAUAUUCUUCGAUGAUGUUACUUUGUAUUAUUUGAAAUAAAAAAAUAAAAAUGUAAUUAUUUAGUUUUGCCACAACCGUAUUUUACAAAAAAGUUGCAGUUAUUUAGUUUUUGUAUGUCACUUAUUUAGUUUUACCACAACCAAGGUAUUACAAAAACGAAUAUUUCCAUGGAAUAAGUACACUUGUUUAAU